This is a messenger RNA of Cricetulus griseus (Chinese hamster), 342 nucleotides long. Lineage: Eukaryota; Metazoa; Chordata; Mammalia; Rodentia; Cricetidae. The record is from RefSeq and is a predicted model, not a curated record.
AUGGCCACCAAAACACCAUCUCUGCUGGAGCAAAGCAUCACCACCAUCAUUGACACCUUCCACAAAUACUCUACUCAGGAAGGACACCCAGACACCCUGAGCCAGCGUGAAUUCAUAAAGAUGGUGAAAACCGAUCUGGCAAACUUUCUGAAGAAGGAGAAAAGGAAGGUAAAUCUCAUAAAUGACAUCAUGGAGGACCUGGACACAAACCUGGACAAGCAGCUGAGCUUUGAGGAGUUUUCGAUUCUGAUGGCAAAGAUGGUCUAUGCCACCCAUGAGAAGAUGCACGAGAAAAACCCACGUGGGCAUGACCACAGCCACGGUUCAGGCCUGGGGAAAUAA